GGACCGGAAGGAAUCCGAACCUCUCUCUGAGGACCGGAAGGAAUCCGAACCUCUCUCUGAGGACCUGGAGGAAUCCGAACCUCUCUCUGAGGACCUGGAGGAAUCCGAACCUCUCUCUGAGGACCGGAAGGAAUCUGAACCUCUGUUAGAAGAAACCAGGACGAUCGCAUCUGCCCUGAAAAAGACAGAGGAUCUUUUGGAGACUGAGCGCCUCUGCUGGCAGAUGGAGAAAAUCUCUCUGCUUAAAGCGCACAGGCAGGAAACCGAGAAGAUCACAUCUGCCCUUAAAAAGGCAGAAGAUUCUCUGGAGACUGAGCGCCUCUGCUGGCAGAAGGAGAAAGUCUCCCAGCUUGAGGAGCACAGAAAAGAAACCAGAAAAAUCACAUCUGCCCUGAGAGAGGCAGAAGAUCUUCUGGAGACUGAGCACCUCUGCUGGCUGCAGGAGAAACUCUCUCUGCUGGAGAAGACAGAGAACCUAACAGCUCUCUGUCAGGCUCAGCUGGAUGAGCAGAAAUGCAAGAACAAAACUCUCGCAGCUGCUCUGAGGAAUGUUGAACAGAAGCUGGAGAGUCACCAGGUGGAAUGGCAGGAGGAAAAGACAUCCCUCAUUCAGGCCACAGAGGACUUCAAGCGGACUGUGCAUGAUAUGCAAGAGGAAGCAAAGGAGGCUGUGGAAAGAUCUCAGGCUUCCCAUCAAGCCCAGCUUGAGGAGCACAGAGAGGAAACCAGGAAGAUUGCAUCUGCCCUGAGAGAGGCAGAAGAUCUUCUGCAGACUGAGCGCCUCUGCUGGCAGAAGGAGAAAUUCUCCCUGCUGGAGGAGAUGGAGAAGUCUACAGCUCUCUCGCAGGCUCAGCUGGAUGAGCAGAAAUGCGAGAAUAAAACUCUCGCAGCUGCUCUGAGGAAUGUUGAACAGAGGCUGGAGAGUCACCAGGCGGAAUGGCAGGAGGAAAAGACAUCCCUCAUUCAGGCCACAGAGGAUCUCCGGAGGACGCUGCAGGAUAAGGAGCAGGAGUGGGAAGAGAAAGAAAGCUCCAUGAAGUCCCAGCUGGAAGAUCUCCUGAGCAAGCAGAGGAGAAAGAGGAAUUGGUUCAGGAGGUUAUUCUGUUUGGCUUGAUUCACUCUCAGGAACUGAACUGGUCUGCAAGGCCCUCCAUAACAAAAAGAAUUAGGCAUAACAAAAAGAAUAGCAUGAAAAUUAAAUACAAUUAAAUAACCAGCUCAGGAGCUCAGGUCAAUAAUGUGCAUUUGAUCUCCCUGAGCAACAACUGGUUUCCCCCGGGUGCUCCGGUUCACCAAUUUUAAUUUAAGAAGAAGUUCUUAAAGUAGAAAAAAAAAAAAAAAAUGUUGCUCAGGUGUGUAAAACAAACAUCCCAGAACAAAUGCACAUAGACACCCAGCCGUCCAUGGAGAGGGGAUCUCUCUCUGAACUGCCUUUCCCGAGGUUUCUUCCCAUGUCCUUUAAAGGCUUUUUGAGGUUCAUGGGGAGUUGUUCCUCGUCUUCUUAGAGAGCUUGGGCUGGGUACCGGUUCCUGAUCUGGGUCUGGAAGGCCUUCCAUAAUCACAUUUGGGCAUAUCAAAAAGAAUUGCAUUAAAAAAUGAAAUACAAUUAACUAAACAGCCUUGACAACUUACAUAAAUAAAUAAAAGUAUAUAUCACAUGAUCUCAUAAAAACCUGCACACAUGACUGAAAAUAUCAUAUGAUGGGAUUUCAGUGACACAAUAGAAACACACAAGAAGAAGAAACACACAACACAUGUUGAACUUCCUGUAAGUAGUUUUCAGAGACAACCUCUUCUAUCAUUGUGGGUGCCGAUCGCAUGAGAGCUGCAGUUUCACUUUUGUCUUUGUGAGACGCAGUUCACCACUUCAAGCUGCAGGAGGGCAGACAGAUCCAACUCUGAGUUGAGAUAAAGAUCUCUGGAUCAGACUGAACGUGACUGAGAAUGGAUUGGGGAAGUAAUUUGUUGAGACACAUCUUCUUGAGUAAGGCACACCGAGACCGUUCAAAAGUCAUGAGACCCAGAGAGAGAAACGGGUCAGGCGUUCGAUCAGGUUGCCAGCGUACAAGGUCAAAAGCGUCCAACAUUGAAUUUAAAAUAGGACGACCUGAUCCCAGGUCAUCAAAAGGUGCCUGGUUUAAUUUCAGAGAAGACCAACCUCCUCCCAGGUUAUGAAUGAAUCUCCCAACUACCCAGAAGUCUGAUGAUGGAGGUGAGAUGAAAGCCUCACCUGUACCUGUCAACACCUACUUCCUGGUUUAUUCUGGACAUCUUGUCUGCUGCUGCCAGUCCUGUAUCACUAUACUGAGAAAUUCUUUAAUGCUGAAAAUGAAACUUAAGUUUAAUCAGAAGUGACUGUUGUUACUGGACUGUAAAAAAAAAAAAAAAAAAGUUGAGAAAACGUAAAAUAUCAAGGCAGCAUGAUGCAAGAGAUUUUUGAGUUUUCUCAACUUUUGCCUACUGUUGUUGACUUAAUUAAGGUUUUCAAGUUCUGACAAGAGUUCUGCCAACUUAGAUCUUCUUGUUCACCUAAUUAGGAUAAUCCUGGAAGGCUAACAAAGAAAUUCUGAUUUCAAUGCCAUGUAUUUCUGCCUUCACCAAACACAGAUAUUCUUGCUGAAUAAUCAUACAAUUCUUACUCCAGUGAGUUGAAAAUGUACCUAUAUAAAUAAAGGAAAAUGUAUGUAAUUACAUUUGAAAAAUGCUCAAUAAAUAAAUACUGAAUUAAACAAAGCACA
Messenger RNA from Acanthopagrus latus (yellowfin seabream), 2738 nucleotides. RefSeq names its product cingulin-like. The transcript is spliced from 7 exons. The record is from RefSeq and is a predicted model, not a curated record. NCBI's taxonomy places the organism in Eukaryota, Metazoa, Chordata, Actinopteri, Spariformes, Sparidae. Bases 224 to 1114 code for a protein of 296 amino acids.